AAUUCUGCAAAAAUGUCUUUGUACCCAUCUCUUGAAGACCUGAAAGUUGACAAAGUAAUUCAGGCACAAGCUGCCUUUUCUGCAAACCCUGCUCAUCAAGCAAUCUUGUCAGAAGCCUCUGCUCCCAUCUCUCAAGAUGGAAAUCUCUAUCCUAAACUGUAUCCCGAGCUUUCUCAGUACAUGGGUCUGAGUCUAAGAGAAGAUGAAAUAUAUGCAGACAUGGCCUUGGUUUCAGGAGCACCAGGGCAGGAGGGGCAGGUGGUAGCAAGACCUUCCAGUAUGAACCAGAUGGUGGCACCUGUAACUGGUAAUGAUGUUGGAAUUCGAAGAGCAGAAAUUAAGCAAGGGAUUCGUGAAGUUACUUUGUGUAAGGAUCAAGAUGGAAAAAUUGGCCUCAGGCUUAAAUCAGUAGAUAAUGGUGUAUUUGUUCAGCUAGUCCAGGCUAAUUCUCCAUCAUCUUUGGUUGGUCUGAGAUUUGGGGAUCAGAUACUUCAGAUUAAUGGCGAAAACUGUGCUGGUUGGAGCUCGGACAAAGCACAUAAAGUUCUCAAACAGGCAUUUGGAGAGAAGAUUACCAUGAUCAUUCGUGACAGGCCCUUUGAACGGACUGUUACCAUGCACAAGGAUAGUACUGGACAUGUCGGUUUUAUCUUUAAAAAUGGAAAAAUAACAUCCAUAGUGAAAGAUAGUUCUGCAGCCAGAAAUGGUCUUCUCACUGAACAUAUCAUCUGUGAGGUCAAUGGACAGAAUAUCAUUGGAUUAAAGGACUCUCAAAUUGCAGACAUACUGUCAACAUCUGGGACUGUAGUUACUAUUACAAUCAUGCCUGCUUUCAUCUUUGAGCAUAUUAUUAAACGGAUGGCACCAAGCAUUGUGAAAAGCCUGAUGGAUCAUACCAUUCCUGAGGUUUAAAAGCUGAAUCUCCUAAUAGAGACGUAGCUGAACUGCUCC
This is a messenger RNA of Chrysochloris asiatica (Cape golden mole), 951 nucleotides long. RefSeq names its product syndecan binding protein (syntenin) (gene SDCBP). The transcript has 8 exons. Lineage: Eukaryota; Metazoa; Chordata; Mammalia; Afrosoricida; Chrysochloridae. Bases 13 to 912 code for a protein of 299 amino acids. Gene Ontology annotation, cellular component: cytoplasm; plasma membrane. The record is from RefSeq and is a predicted model, not a curated record. Gene Ontology annotation, molecular function: syndecan binding. Gene Ontology annotation, biological process: positive regulation of transforming growth factor beta receptor signaling pathway.